AUGGCUGGAACGAUACUGUGUGGAGUGGCAGCCUCCUACUUCACUGCAUUGUGGGGAAUAUUCUCUAUGACAGAGCUGUCAACGCCUUUCGCGUUCGAGAUUCUCCUCAAAGUCGGUCUCAGUCCACUUCAUGCUUCACUCGGCAAUCUGGCCAUAUGUGUUAUGGCAGUGAUUGGCGUAACGGUAUCAGGACAGUUAGUCGAACGCAUGGGACGCCGACCGCUUCUCCUCUUCACUUUCAGCGCGCUCGGCAUCAUAAAUGUCCUGGUAUCUGGAUUCAUGUAUAUGUUCCAAGUCAACAAGGAGCAGUGGAUCGGAUUUUGUGUGGUGAUAACAAUCUGUGCUUUCAACUUGAUGUUUGCCGCUGGCCCUGGACCCCUUUGCUUUUUUGUACCUGGCGAACUUGUCAGUCAGAAAGUUCGAACCGCUACAUACACGUGGCUGAACAUUACUAUGAACGGAUCUCGCUCUAUCCUACUGAUCGUGUACUUCCCCAUUCAAGCCGCUCUUGGAGGACCUCUGUCCUACUUUCUACUCUUCUUCCCUCCUUGCGCCCUGACUGUGGCGAUCUGUUACUUCUUUUUGCCUGAGACCACCGGGUUAACGCCUGAACAGGCACGAGCAGCGAUGCACCAACUUCCUGGAUUCUGUAAUAAGGGCGCAGAGCCUGAAGCUGAUGCUGAUGAAAAUGAGGAGAUGAAGUCAGACUAA
Cooperia oncophora is the source of this 711-nucleotide messenger RNA. The record is from the annotation of a GenBank genome assembly. Lineage: Eukaryota; Metazoa; Nematoda; Chromadorea; Rhabditida; Trichostrongylidae.